Molecule: messenger RNA, 4505 nt
Organism: Myxocyprinus asiaticus (Chinese sucker)
Lineage: Eukaryota; Metazoa; Chordata; Actinopteri; Cypriniformes; Catostomidae
Product: coiled-coil domain-containing protein 85C-A-like
Exons: 6
Coding region: 300-1475 (391 amino acids)
Cellular component (GO): apical junction complex
Source: RefSeq, a predicted model, not a curated record
UGCCAGAGCGUCUCAUCACUAAGCACUGGGUCGAAAAAAGGAUACUCCCGGUAACAUAAACAUGAAAUAGCGACAGAAAAUGAAUUGUGGACGAUCAGAAACGGCUUCGUAUUUUCUUAUCUGGGUCAGUUGCGAGAGUUUUUCAUAAACCUUAUUUCGGAUUUUUACUUUUACCCUUUCGAACAACUGGAUUAAUUUUAAAUUAUGAUCUUGAUAUUAUUUUAAUAACGUUUUCACCAGGAACGAAUAGAAAGUCGUGACCAGAUAUUUCCCGUCAGACCACUUUUAACGCAAGGAAUAUGGCAAAACAUAUUAUAGACGUCCCAAGGGAUGAUUUAAGUAAGAUAUCGGAGGAAGAACUCCUUAGAUGUAGCAAAGAGGAGCUGCUUUGGAGACUCCGAAAAGUGGAUAACGAAAAGAUUAACUUAAUGGUGGAACAUGGGAACAUGAUGAAGGACGUCAACCGGAGAUUACAAGUGCAUCUCCACGAGAUACGGAGCUUGAAGGAGGUGAACCAGAAACUGCAAGAAGACAACCAGGAGCUUAGAGAACUGUGCUGUUUCUUGGAUGAUGAUAGGCAGAAAGGGAAGAAACUGUCUCGGGAAUGGCAGAGAUUUGGCAGGUACACUGCAAGUGUUGUGUGGAAGGAGGUUGGAAUAUUCCAGCAAAAACAGAAAGAUCUAGAGGCCACACAAGAGAGUGUGCUGAGAGAGAAUGUGGAGUUAAAGGAAAUCAUUGUGAUGUUGGAUGAGGAGAGGAAUGGAGCUGGAUCCAGGAGCUCCAUAGACAGUCAGUCCAGUCUGACCAAUAUGAAUGGUGGUUCUAAUAAUGUUAGAGAUGUUGGAGAUGGAAGUAGUACCUCCAGUACGGGUAGUGCUGGGAGCCCAGAUCACCAUCGCAGCCAUAUGCAUAAGCCUUCAGAGGGCAAAAUAGGGCCCGUCAGAAGGUCUAUGGAUGAUCUGUCCACCAACCAUCUACACAGAAGCAUACCGAAUGGACUCAACGAUUCUUCUUCAAACUACAUCCAUCAACUAGAGACUAAAGUCCGGAUUUUAGAAGAUGGCAACAAACAGUUAUUAUCCCAGCAGGGCAACGUCGGAGAUCUGAAAACACUUCAGAAAGGGUUGUCCUUGUAUCACUCAGAAUCCCAGCUGUCCUCGUUAUCUCAGUACCAGGACACAUUAGAGAACGGGUCUACACGGAUGCCUGGAAGUGAUCUGCCGUCCCCUGUCACAGGCUACCUGCCAGCCGCACAGAAACCCGAGGCUGUGGUACAUGCCAUGAAAGUAUUGGAGGUCCAUGAGAACCUGGACAGGAAGAUCCCAGAGGACUACGAGGAGGAUCUCAGUGAGAAAGAAAAAGCCAUCGUCAGAGAGAUGUGUAAUGUGGUGUGGCGUAAGCUCGGUGAUGCGGCAGGAUCCAAACCCUCCAUCCGCCAACAUCUCUCUGGGAACCAGUUCAAAGGCCCUAUGUAGCUCCCAUGUCAAUGACCAGCGGGGCCCCGAACAAACAAACAAACAAACAAAUCUGUGAAUAUGAUGAGAGGAACAGACAGUCUUGAAACUUUGGGGAAGAGCCACAAAAGAACUUUGCUCCUACUGCCAGCUCUUCUUAGUUUAUGACAUUAAUUUGAAACGUUUCAAACCUAUUACCUACAAUACCAGAUGGCUGUAUAGCUAAUAUGAUGAUCUCACAAUUAGCACAUGCUAAAACAUAGAUCUAUUUAUGUGCAUACCAUUUAAGUAUUUAUAAAAGGCAGCUUAAUGGAUUCAUCUUCAUUCCAGUUAUGGAAAUGAAAGCACACAGCUCUUAGAUCAAUGCCCCAUGGAACCACUCCUACAUGAAAUAGCCAUUUCACUCCAAAAGGUUUUUUUUUUUUAUUUUGGCAAAAGACCACUCCAUCUUAUUCAUACCCUCUAUAGAAGUGCUCCUUCAGUGAGAGACGUAUAUUUAAGCAGUGUCAUAGCUGAAAAAUUAAAUAUACAGGAUAGGUAAUCUUCAGACUGGUUUCAGGUAGUUCCUGGAUUCAAAUGACAUAUUUGCUGCUCAGGUUCCCUGAAAUACAGGUACAUGCUCUAAGAUAAUUCUACACAUUUAUAUCGGUAAAUUCUGCAGUCUGCAAAAAGGCAGAGAAUAGCUCAUUAUAAGCUUAGCAUAAUGUAAGUAAGCUUAAGGUUCACUUACCAUUUAAAGGAACAGUUCACCCAAAAAUUAAAAUUCUGUCAUUAUCUAAUAACCCUAGUGUCACUCCAAACCUUUAUGAUUUUCUUUCUUUGUGGAACACAAAAGGUGAAAUUUAAAAAGCCUUCACAGUUUCUUUUGGUAUAAUGCAAGUGAAUAGUGACUUCAGUCUGUCAAGCUCAAAAAGGACCCAAAAAAAUCAUAAAACCAUAGUAAAAGUAAUCGAGGUGAAAAAAGUGAUUGUAUCGCUUCAGAAGACUUGGAAUAUAGUGCAUACAUUGUAUUGAUUACUUUUACUUUGGUUUUACAGUGUUAUGUGUCCUUUUUCGAGUUUGACUGGAGUCUCUAUUCAUUUGUAUUAUGGCAAAUAAACCAUGUGAAGACUUUUAAAAGUUUCUCCUUUUUUGUUCCACUGAAGGAAUAGUAAUUAAAUGACAGAAUUUUCAUUUUUGAGUGAGCUAUACCUUUUUAGACCAUUUAGUCCAGUUUUGUCCAAACAAUCCCUAUAAAUGUCAUUUACUGUAGCUCAAACUUUCAGGUCACAAAGUUACAUGGCAUACUGUAUUACUAAAAAUUCUUUAUAUUCCAAAUUGACAAUCAUAAUUAAUUGAAGGCUUUCAGUGUCUUUAUGUAUGUUAUCCUUUAUAUAAAAGAGAAUGGAUUUCCAGUUUAAAUUAUUUAUGUCGUUAAGCCCUUUUUCUUUUAAGAUGGCCCAAUAUACUGCUUUUUAUCGCAAAUGAGACCUGCAGUUAUGGUCAUUACUGUAUGCAGUCCUUAAUUUAAAGUACUAUUAAAGCUGUAUGAGUUGUAAAGAUUAAGUCCUGUAUUAAAACAACUGGAACUGUAGUAUUUUGUGUAUAGUUGAGCUUCUAGAUUCUGCAUUGAUUAGGUGCAAUAGACCAGUAUGUUCAGUGCUAAAGUAAGUUGCUACACUGAGCAAAGUCUUGAAAGUAUGGGAGUAUUGCAUAUUUUUUAAUUCAGCCUGGAAUAGCAAUACUAAUUCCAGUUUGCAGUGUAAGGUCUCAUCAGAACAGUAUUUCUGAAAGCAUUUAGAAGGUGAUGAAACUUUAACACAUGCAAUUUUAAUUGCGUAGUCUGCGAUUGGACCUCAGCCAAUCACAUUCUUUUCUACCCUUGUUCCCAGCUUUAUCAUUUCUGCAUUUACUAAAUUCUUUAUUAAAUCAAGCCAUAUGUGCUAAUAAAUACUGGAUAAAUUGUGAGAAGUUUGGUAUGAGGUUUGUAUUGUUAAUCAUAGGGAUUUUUUGGCUGUGAAAUGUCAAAUUUUGCUCCAUAGGCCUAGUACAUGAGACUUUCUUUUGGGCAACAUCUUUUUGUAUGUAUAUGAGAUAUAGCAAAGUCUUGCGUGUACCAGGGCUAUAUACGAGUCGAUGAAUGGAAACUUGUAGUUGAGAACUCAGUAUAUGAUGUAUCUUUGAGUUUUGUGUGUUAUAAUUCAGAUCCAUUAUCUGAGUAUGCAAGAACUGCCUCAAAAGAUACUUGUUGCAUUCACACAAAAGCUCUGUUUUGAAAAUCAGUGACCCUAUAAGCCAUAAUUUUGUAUUAUUUUGUUGAAAUCAAAGCUAUUUUGAGCAUAUUAGAAAUCCCUUGACCAAACAAGUUAUUUUUGUAUUAAACUUGUUGAAAAUUGUAUAUUUAUGAGAGCACUUUCAUGGUGCUAGCUGAAAUCACAUUCGUAUUGGAUGGAUUUGUUCACCUUGGAUGCAGCAGGCGGAUUUUGGCAGUGUGUUAACUUUUUUGUUUUACAAGUAAGCGAACGAAAUGAGCAGCAAACAUUUGAAAAAGGAAAGAAAAUAAUUACAACAUUGUUAUGAUGGGUACUUUAUGAAUUUGGGUCAGUAAACUUUGCAUGUUCUGUUAUCAAGACAAUACACUGUAUAUAUUGCUGUAAAAGUGUGUAAAUGUGAACACAAAAUAAUACACUCUUAAAACUAUUUUUUGAAAAAGUGUCCUUUAUAAACAGAUCUAGACUACACAACUACUGACUUUUUUGUAUUUGUUCAUUUUAAAGCACAAAGGAAUCAGAAAUGCUGGUAGUUUCCACUUUUUUUAUUUUUUUUUUAUUUUCUUCAAAUACACUGCAUUUUUUGUGAGAGAAUUUGAUGUUUGAAUCUUUCAUGAAAUUCAAUGUGUAACCUGUCUGUAUGUGAAACACUCAUAAAGUCAUAUUCUAGGGCAUACAGUUCAGCGCUAUGUAAAUAACUAUUACUGUAGAAAUCCUGUAACUAGCAUGCGUUUAUAUAUUUUUAAUAAGCUGUAUGUAGCUGAGAAUUGACCUGUAUUUUAGCAAAUAAACAAAAAUGCAA